Molecule: messenger RNA, 495 nt
Organism: Myotis davidii
Lineage: Eukaryota; Metazoa; Chordata; Mammalia; Chiroptera; Vespertilionidae
Product: acanthoscurrin-2-like
Exons: 1
Coding region: 1-495 (164 amino acids)
Source: RefSeq, a predicted model, not a curated record
AUGGCUGGCAUGGACAGUGAGGGCAAGGACAGUGAGGGCAUAGACAGUGAUGGCAUAGACAGUGAUGGCAUAGACAGUGAUGGCAUAGAUAGAGGGGGCAUGGACAGUGGGGGCACCGACAGUGGGGGCAUGGGCAGUGGAGUCAUGGGCAAUGGAGGCAUGGACAGUGGGGGCAUGGACAGUGAUGGCAUAGAUAGAGGGGGCAUGGACAGUGGGGGCACCGACAGUGGGGGCAUGGGCAGUGGAGUCAUGGGCAAUGGAGGCAUGGACAGUGGGGGCAUGGACAGUGAUGGCAUAGAUAGAGGGGGCAUGGACAGUGGGGGCACCGACAGUGGGGGCAUGGGCAGUGGAGUCAUGGGCAAUGGAGGCAUGGACAGUGGGGGCAUGGACAGUGAUGGCAUAGAUAGAGGGGGCAUGGACAGUGGGGGCACCGACAGUGGGGGCAUGGGCAGUGGGGGCAUGGAUAGUUCUGGGGCAGCACCCGUGAGAGGCUAG